This is a messenger RNA of Selaginella moellendorffii, 1098 nucleotides long. RefSeq lists its product as uncharacterized. The transcript is spliced from 7 exons. Lineage: Eukaryota; Viridiplantae; Streptophyta; Lycopodiopsida; Selaginellales; Selaginellaceae. The record is from RefSeq and is a predicted model, not a curated record. Bases 53 to 613 code for a protein of 186 amino acids.
GGGAAAGUGUUUUAGGGUUCUUGGGUUUUGAAAGUUUUAGGGCUCUUGAGUGAUGGAAAGAGCUAUGGACACUGCGCCGGCGCCCUACGAGGCGCCGCGGUCGUUCCAGCGCGUGGAGGCAAUGCAGCCGCUGCUGGACGAGGCCUUGGAUCCUAACAAGGAGCUGUGGCUGCUCCGGCUCCCCGAUCUAGAUCUCGAGGAGCUGUCGAAUACGAGCUGGAGAUUGAAGCUCGAGGCCGCCGAUGGCAAUAUGGGGCAUUUGGUAUGCAAUGGAGUGAAGUAUAGCUUUCAAAGACACGACAUUCAAGGGAGCAGCAAGUACGCCUAUGUUCCAACUCAAGACAAGAUCGAAGUGAGGCCAGUGCCGGUGGAAGUGAGCAUUGUGAGGAGCGUCGAGCCGACAAUUGCUCAUCCUGUUGCUGCCGAGAACGUGGAUGCUGCUCCAAAUCCCGCGGAAGAGAUCGCGUCUGUGGGUGCUGUAUCCGAUCAGGAAAGGAGCGGGAUCACCAGAGAAUCUAGCAAGCGCAGCAAAUCUUUGUCCAAGAAACGAUCACAAUCCGAAGGCGGCGAAUCGAGCAAGGGAAAGAGAAGCAAGCUCGACUUGUCCAAAUAGUCGCCCAAGAACCCUAAGUUUUGUGGGGCAGGAAAUUUUAGGGUUCUUCGAUUUCUCUCGCGCUUGGGCAAGAUGGUGAUGAUCAGGCUGUACCAGUAUGCUGGGCUCACGAUUGGCACAUACUUUGCGCUCACUUACUACAUCGCCCACAAAGAUUGGGUCAGGGAAUUGAAGUACACGAGGGAAGAACAGAUCGAGAAGGCGAGGCAGCUCCGGCAAGAGAAGAAGCGAAUGAGAGAGGAGCAAUUGAGGACUAAUCCCAUCUUGCGGGAAGAGCAAGAGAGGAGUGCCGAGGAGUGGAAAGUGAGAGUGGGCACAAUCCAUUAAAUCUUGUGGGCGAUGGAUCAUCGCGUUCCAGCGAAUAAGCUCUUGAGUCGUGUGAUGAGAGAAGUUUCUCGAUGGAAAGUUCUUCCCGGAAGAACUGUUCAUGGAAAUCGGACAAAGCAGUGUGAAUUUGUCAAGGAAAUUUGUUGUUACUUUCGUCA